AUGCUAUCCCAAGUACUGCGUUUCACAUUUCCGUCAGGAUCUACCAUAUCCUCAGCAGAGUUCUUGAAGUUGCGCCAAAGCAUUGCCGCAAGAGGUGCGACUGCUCAGUACUAUGGCUAUACCGCGCCUACAAGAGUCUUGAGCCUACCCAGAAAGCGCCACGAGGUAUGCUGGGUAGUUCAAUGGCCUGACGAUUUGCGUGAUCGCAGUGCCGUGGUGGAAGGGUUAGCUACGACUGGCAUUAAAGAUGCGACAUCCUUGCUAUUCGAAUUUGACGAUGCUCAGUUGGAGAAUCUCGCAAAGGCUCUUGAAGCUCCCGUUUGCGAAUUUGCGUGCAUACGGCUGAAAGAUGAUGCGCCGUUGGAAAAUGAAGCUCUACAAAAGUCAAUGCACAAAACAUAUGCCGACACUUACCAAAUCCAGGGGUUUACAGGCGGCUAUUGGGCAUAUGCAAUGAAUACAAAUGAGACUGCAGGAGUAUCUUGUUUGACCCCAGGUAAAAAGGCUGUUCCCAAGGCGCACCGAAGGCUUGGAGUUUACUACCUCGGGUGGGAGAGUAUUGAGCUCCAUGAGGACGGCACCCAGACUGAAGCAUUUUCAGAGGAAAUUAACCAACUGCAGCCAUACUUUGGCCCGGGGUCUGGGGCUUGGUAUGCUAUGCUUCGCAAACACAGGUAG
Molecule: messenger RNA, 678 nt
Organism: Trichoderma gamsii
Lineage: Eukaryota; Fungi; Ascomycota; Sordariomycetes; Hypocreales; Hypocreaceae
Exons: 4
Coding region: 1-678 (225 amino acids)
Source: RefSeq, a predicted model, not a curated record